Messenger RNA from Labeo rohita (rohu), 4891 nucleotides. Its product is annotated as neurofilament heavy polypeptide. The transcript is spliced from 4 exons. Gene Ontology annotation, cellular component: neurofilament; axon. Gene Ontology annotation, molecular function: structural constituent of postsynaptic intermediate filament cytoskeleton. Lineage: Eukaryota; Metazoa; Chordata; Actinopteri; Cypriniformes; Cyprinidae. Bases 157 to 4617 code for a protein of 1486 amino acids. The record is from RefSeq and is a predicted model, not a curated record. Gene Ontology annotation, biological process: axon development.
UGAGUGAGUGGAUGCAGCAGGAUGCUGAGCUGAACAGCUGAUUCUGUGCAUUUAACCAGUAUGGACAGCUCCAUUCCGCUAACCUAGCAUCUAUUGCAGUAUAUAAAGGGAACCAUUUCCACUAAACGCAGCAAAGGAAAACGCACCAGCCUCACGAUGGAGCGUCUUCUUCACUCACCUGGCCGGACACGGGACGAGUACCGGUACCAAACGGCGCGUCCUUCAUCACAGCUCACCUCAAGGUCUGCCUCUAGCCAUGGGUCACCAGCACCGCUGAGAGGUAACGAAAUCCUAAGCGAAUUCGCCGCUAAACCGGCAGAUAGCUUCGAUUAUUUAAACAAAUAUGCAGGUGGAAUGAAUCUGAGGAAAAUUAGUGAGAAAGAAUUACUGCAGGGGCUCAAUGACCGCUUCGCGGGAUUCAUCGAGAAGGUGCAUCACCUGGAAAACCAAAACAGAGCACUAGAGAAAGAAAUUGAGUCCAUUAGACUGAGAGCAAAAUCCUCUGCCUCUCUGUCCAAAGAGUAUGAAUCAGAACUUAGUAGUCUGAGAGAUCAAGUCCAUGAGAUGGGCCUUCAAAAGCAUCAGAUUGAGAUAAACCGCCAGAACCUGGAGGACGAGUUUAACACUUUGAGAGAAAAGUACGAGAGAGAGGCUCGUGGUCGAGCUGAUGCCGAGGACAGCAUUUCAGUACUAAAGAAGUGCGUUAAUGACGCGUACCUAGCCAAACAAGAGAUGGACAAAAAAGCUAAAGCUCUCGAAGAGGAGAUCGGCUUCUUGAAGAAAAACCACGAAAGCGAGGUUGCCGAAAUGAUUGUUCAAAUCCAAGAGGGUCAUGUGACUGCAGAAAUAACAGAUUUUAGUAGAAGUGAUGUCACUGCAGCUCUGAGAGACAUCAGGAUGCAACUUGAAGGUCACACCGACUCUGACAUCCGAUAUGCCGAGGAACGCUUUCGAGCGCAGCUCGCUAAACUGACCAGAGCUGCUGAGGUCAACAGAGAAACGCUCAUGGCCACUAAAGCAGAGAUUAAUGAACACAGGAGACAGCUCCAGUCCAGGAACACUGAGCUCGACUCUGUCAAAGGUGUGAGAGAAGCGCUGGAGAGGCAGCUGUAUGACCUCGAGCAACGGCACAAUGCUGAAAUCCAUCACUACCAGGACACAAUCAGAGAGUUGGAAUUUGAGCUGAAAAAUGCGAAAUACGACAUGAGCAGUCAUCUGAGGGAGUACCAGGACCUUCUCAAUGUCAAAAUGGCACUGGAUGCUGAAAUUUAUUCCUACAGAAAACUUUUGGAGGGUGAAGAGUCAAGGUACUCUACAAUCUCAGAUGCUCAUAUUUCAGUACCAUACAUUUACAGACAGUCACCCAUCUAUACUCUCCCUUGUGUCAAAAGGCAGGGGGGAGCUCGAAAAGCAGAGCCUCAGUACAAAUUUGUUGAAGAGAUUAUUACAGAGACAACCAGAGAAGAUGUGGAGAUAUCAGACACUGGCUCUGAAAAGAGUGGGGAGGAGAGAGAGGGUGACAAACCAGAUGAGGACAGCAGUGAGAAAGAUGCACAGGGUGAAACUCCACAAGAGGUGGAAGAUAUUGAAGAACCAGCCAUGGAGAACGGCAAAGAAGCCAGUGCUGAGUUAGAGACGGAGGAAACUGAAGUCAAACCAAGUGAUGAAAAAGAUGAUGAGCCAGCUGAAAAAACUCCAGAUGAUUCUGAGGUACAAAAAGAUGCUGACUCUGAACCAACUCAGGAGUCUACAGAAGAAGCCACUGAUGAACCAGAUAAAGAUGAGAAAUUAGACACAAAAGACAAAGACCUGAAGGAUAAUGUGCAGGGAAAAGUAGAGGAACCUGACGAGGAAAACAAACAAGUUGAAGAGACAGAGAAAGAUGUUCCCAAACCAGAUCUUUCCGAAACGCAAGAAAUGCCAGAGAAAUCAAAAACUGAAGACAAACCAUCUCAGGAACCACAAGAUCCUGAAGCAACAACUGAAGUAAACACUAAACCUGGUGGACAGACUGUUGAGAUAACUUCUCCAAAAACUGAAGAUGCUAAAAUCUCAUCUCAAGAAUCUACAACUGCAAAAUCAGUAGAGGAAGAGAAAGAAUCAGCACCAGUGCAACCUGUAGAGGAGGAUACUCCAAAACCAGAUAAACAAGCAGCUCCUGAACAUGCUGAGAAUGGAAAACAGGAAACAAAGGAGGAUACUUCUGCAAAAAAAGACAAAUCUGAUACUGUAAAGGAAGAAACUAAGAAAUCUGAGCCUAUGGAAAAAGACCAAGUGGAUAACAAUAAACUAACAGAGAAAACUGUGGAGAAAAAGCAAGAGGAUCAAUCAAAUAAAGAUGAAAAAGAACAUAAACCGGAAGGGUCUGUAAAAGAUAGCAAAGUUGAAGUGGUAGACAAUGUCAAAACAGAGAAAGAUGAAAGUAUUAAGACUACAGAACCAGAAAAGACACAAAAAGAGGUUUCAAAGGAUGCUGAAAAACAAUCACAACCUGAACAGUCAAAGAAACAGGAGGACAGCAAAAGCACUAGCAGUCUAGAAAGUGUGACAACUGGUAAGCCUAAAGAAACAGAAGAGACACAAGAAGACCUUUCCAAAGUUGCUGAAGAAAAACCACAACCUCAAAAGUCACCAAUCCAGGAGGACCACAAAAGUGUAGACAGCACCGAAACAGAUAAGAUUGAACACGCUAAACCUGAAGAAACAGAAAAGACACAAGAAGACCUUUCCAAAGUUGCUGAAGAAAAAUCACAACCUGAAAAGACACAAACACAGGAGGACCACAAAAGUGUAGACAGCAUCAAAAUGGAAAAGGCUGAACAUGCUAAGCCGGAAGAAACAGGAAAGACACCAGAAGAACUUUCUAAAGUUGAAGAAGAAAAAUCACAACCUGAAAAGACACAAACACAGGAGGACCACAAAAGUGUAGACAGCAUCAAAAUGGAAAAGGCUGAACAUGCUAAGCCGGAAGAAACAGGAAAGACACAAGACCUUUCGAAGGUUGCAGAAGAAAAACCACAACCUGAAAAGACACAAGAGGACCGCAAAAGUGACAGUGUAGAAACACAAAAGGUUGAACACACUAAGCCUAAAGAAACAGAAAAGACACCGGAACAACUUUCUAAAGUUGAAGAAGAAAAAUCACAACCUGAAAAGUCACAGAUCCAGGAGGACAAAAAAGGUGACAGUGUAGAAACAGAAAAGGUUGAACACACUGAGCCUAAAGAAACAGAAAAGACACCAGAAGAACUUUCUAAAGUUGCAGAAGAAAAAUCACAACCUGAAAAGUCACAGAUCCAGGAGGACAAAAAAGGUGACAGUGUAGAAACAGAAAAGGUUGAACACACUAAGCCUAAAGAAACAGAAAAGACACCAGAAGAACUUCCUAAAGUUGAAGAAGAAAAAUCACAACCUGAAAAGUCACAGAUCCAGGAGGACAAAAAAAGUGACAGUGUAAAAACAGAAAAGGUUGAACACGCCAAGCCUAAAGAAACAGAAAAGACACCAGAAGAACUUUCUAAAGUUGAAGCAGAAAAAUCACAACCUGAAAAGUCACAGAUCCAGGAGGAGAAAAAAGGUGACAGUGUAGAAAAAGAAAAGGUUGAACACACUAAGCCUAAAGAAACAGAAAAGACACAAGAAGAACUUUCUAAAGUUGCUGAAGAAAAAGCACAACCUCAAAAGUCACCAAUGCAGGAGGACCGCAAAAGUGUAGACGGCACCGAAACAGAAAUGGUUGAACACACCAAGCCUAAAGAAACAGAAAAGACACAAGAAGAACUUUCUAAAGUUGAAGAAAAAUCGCAACCUGAAAAGUCACAGAUCCAGGAGGACAAAAAAAGUGACAGUGUAAAAACAGAAAAGGUUGAACACGCUAAGCCUAAAGAAACAGAAAAGACACCAGAAGAACUUUCUAAAGUUGAAGAAAAAUCGCAACCUGAAAAGUCACAGAUCCAGGAGGACAAAAAAGGUGACAGUCUAGAAACAGAAAAGGUUGAACACACUAAGCCUAAAGAAACAGAAAAGACACAAGAAGAACCAUCCAAAGUUGCAGAAGAAAAAUCACAACCUGAAAAGUCACAAAUACAGGAAGUCCACAAAAGUGACAGCACCAAAACAGAAACGGUUGAACAUGUCAAGCCUAAAGAAACAGAAAAGACACAGGAGGACCUCUUCAAAGAGGAAAAAUCACCUGAGAAAUCAAAGAAACAGGACAGCAAAAGUGAUAGCAGUGCUGAAAGUGUGACAACAAGCGGAGGGGAAGCUAAAGUCACAGAGAAGCAGGUUGAUGAAACACCGAGUAAUCAACCCCCCAAAGCCCAGGAAAUAACAUCUGAUGCAAAACCUGAGCAAAAGAAUGCUGAAGAAAGCAAAGAGAAGAUGCCUGAAAAAGCUGAAGAGGUGGACAGUUUGACGACGAAAGGCAGUGAAACCAGCAACGAUGUUAAAAGUGAAGAAACUGUCCCAAAAGACAAAGAAUCUGACAGUGUUGCACAUGAAGUGAAGGCUGCAAAAUCUGACACGUCAACCACAACAGAAACCAAAGCUCUUGAGAAGACAGAGCAGGUCAAAGACAGCAGCAAGGAGGACACACAAAGGUCCAGAAGAAACAACUAAACCCUCUAGUGUAAAAUAGAAUAUAAACAGAAAAAAUAUUGAUUAAAAUGCCUUUGAAAAUAGAGAAUGUUCAAAUAGCAACCUUGACAAAUCUUGAGCAUGACUUUUAGAAACUGCUUUCUGGAAGUGUGAUGUUUCUGAUGCAAGAUGCAUGCGUACACUGUGAUCUGUGUAUAUAAUGAAUGUGUAUGAGGAAUGUAUAAGAUUUUAUUUUGCUACAUCCCUUCAGCCAGAUGUAUGUAUUAAAACUGCAAUACAUUAACUGAAUAAAUAU